UGCUGGAGAGCGCAGUAGUACGCAUGGGCGUGUUGGAGAUAGUAGGGUAGGGCUGGAGAGCGCUGGAUGCUCUUAACGAGCGCACAUGUAGAGCACUUGAUGUGCAGAGGAGAUCUCUCUUUCUCUCUGGCGAUGAACCGCGGCUGACCACCCGAUUCUCCAGCACAGUUUUGAGAGACUUUCCCCCGACUUUAACCCCAUUCAAGUUUCUUGAGUCGCAGGGGGGGGCUCUUCAUUAAUACCCUGGCCUUGCUAACUCCGGGUUGGUCCGAGCGGGACCGUAACAGCCUCCGCGGGGCUCCGUGGAACUGCCCCGAGCCGCGCGCGCUCAUGGAGGGAGACAUCAUGGACAAACUCGAGGACAUGGCUUCGGUCUACGAGUUCGACCCGCUGACGGGGAACAUCCCCGCCACCAAAGUCGAGAUCACAGUUUCGUGCAGGAAUCUUUUAGACAGAGACACGUUCUCCAAAUCUGAUCCACUGUGCGUCUUGUACACUCAGGGUGUGGAGACCAAGCAGUGGAGAGAGUUUGGAAGAACGGAGGUAAUUGACAACACUCUAAAUCCGGACUUUGUCAGAAAGUACAUCCUGGACUACUUCUUUGAGGAGAAGCAGAACCUGCGCUUUGAUUUAUAUGAUGUUGACUCUAAAAGUCCUGAUCUUUCCAAACACAAGCCCCUUGAUCUAUACGACUUUCUUGGCCAGAUGUUCUGCACACUGGGUGAAAUCGUAGGGUCUCCGGCCAGCCGAUUAGAGAAGCCUCUUGGGGGCAUAGCGGGAAAGAACUGCGGCAGUAUCAUCUUAUCUGCUGAAGAACUGGGGAACUGCAGGGACAGUGCAACCAUGCAGUUUUGUGCCAACAAAUUGGACAAGAAGGAUUUUUUCGGGAAAUCCGAUCCCUUCAUGGUCUUCUAUAGAAGUAACGAAGACGGCACGUUUACGAUCUGCCAUAAGACUGAGGUGGUAAAGAACACUCUUAACCCUGUUUGGCAGCCAUUCACCAUUCCAGUCAGAGCUCUCUGUAAUGGAGACUAUGACAGAACAAUCAAAGUGGAGGUGUAUGAUUGGGAUCGUGAUGGCAGCCAUGAUUUCAUCGGUGAAUUCACCACCAGCUACAGAGAGUUAGCCAGAGGCCAGAGCCAGUUCAACAUAUAUGAGGUGGUGAAUCCAAAGAAGAAGAUGAAGAAGAAGAAAUAUGUAAAUUCUGGCACGGUGACACUGCUGUCGUUCUCAGUGGAAUCGGAGUCGACUUUCCUCGAUUACAUCAAAGGAGGGACCCAGAUCAAUUUCACUGUGGCCAUUGAUUUCACCGCCUCUAACGGAAAUCCAUCCCAGUCCACUUCUCUUCAUUACAUGAAUCCAUACCAGAUGAACGCCUACGCCCUGGCACUGAAGGCUGUGGGGGAAAUCAUCCAGGACUAUGACAGUGACAAGAUGUUCCCUGCACUGGGAUUUGGAGCCAAGCUGCCCCCCGAUGGACGGGUGUCUCAUGAGUUCCCCCUAAACGGCAAUAUUGAAAAUCCAUACUGUAAUGGUAUUGAGGGGAUAUUAGAGGCAUACCAUCAAAGUCUAAAGACCGUCCAACUAUACGGACCUACUAACUUUGCCCCUGUUGUAAAUCAUGUGGCCAGGUACGCAGCUGCUGUCCAGGACGGCUCACAGUAUUUUGUGCUCCUCAUCAUCACAGAUGGGGUUAUAUCAGAUAUGUCACAGACCAAAGAGGCCAUCGUGAAUGCUGCCAAGCUUCCCAUGUCCAUCAUUAUUGUUGGAGUUGGACAGGCUGAAUUUGAUGCUAUGGUUGAGUUGGAUGGUGAUGACAUCAGGAUUUCCUCGAGAGGAAAAUUAGCAGAGCGAGACAUUGUCCAGUUUGUGCCAUUUCGAGAUUACAUGGACCGGACGGGAAACCACGUGUUGAGUAUGGCGCGACUGGCCAAAGACGUUCUGGCUGAGAUUCCCGACCAGUUCAUUUCUUACAUGAAGAGCCGGGGAAUCAAACCCAAUCCGGCUCCUCCUCCGUACACACCUCCAGGCCACACACACCACACACAGAUCUGAGCACACGCUCCCAAACCUUCUUUAACACAACAGCUCCUCUCCCUGGAGUCAUGGGACAGCUGUACCGGAGCUUUUAGGAUUCAGCUCCCAGUGUCACCGUGUGUUUGAACUCUUCGAGACACUCUGAGGUAAAGUGGCAUUUCUGUUUGUGCCGUUUAUAUUUUCUGCCCUUUCGUUUUUUUUUCAUUUCCUCGGAAGGGUGGUGUGAUCCACGAAUCUGACCCAAGGGCAGCUUUUUUGUUUGUUUUAUUUAAAAAUAUCUAUAUCUUGGCCUGUGACUGUUUCUUAUUUUGUGGAUCAGUUGAGGAGGAAGAGCAGGAGGAGGAGGAAGAUAUUUGUGGUUUCAACUUGUGCCUGUCUGUGACUGUUUCAGUGUACCAGGACAAGUGUGCCCUAAUCUGACAUUUGACCCCACUCCACAUUGGUAUACUAGAGAUUGCGCUUUAUAGUGACGUUUUUAGAUUUGUAUCGCAUUCAUUUUGUAUCGGAUCAGGCCUGUGUCCAUUUGGGUUUAUUACGUUACGCAUUGCUUGUGCAGAAAUGUUGUUUGAUUCUCUGUCUUUAUCCAUUAUGAUUUAGGAAAGCGUGCAUGUGUGAGAAGAGUUAUUUUGUUCCUAUUCAUGAAUGGUGUGAUGAGAGAUGUACUAUUUUCCCACAGUUUCACCUGCCUGAAGUGACUGUAGAAGCACAACCUCAUCAAUAAUCUGCAUUACUCUCGCUCAUGUGCUUUUGUAGGAAUGCACAGGGGCCAUUUUGGCUAACCCUGUAUAAGUGCACAGCCGAUAUGGGUCCUCUCUCCCUCUCAGGCAGAAAUGAGGCCUGGAGUGUGCUCAGAAUGGUGUCACCCACUCAACCGUAGUUCAUUCACCAAUUCAAUUUUGUCAAGAGGCUUUUAAUCAAAUAAGAGUGCCUGAUGUAUCUGUACCCUGCCAGUACAGGGCUGAAUGGAGGAGCUUGUGUAAUUGAGCACAUUACAGUCCUGUCUGGGAAUAAUAACCAUGAGCAUUUAGCCCUGUGACAGUGUAUGGGGUGUUCAUUAUCUCCAAAUGUAUUUCUGCCAACCCAUAAGGCAUUGACAGAGGAUCAAAGCAUCAGAGGCUUUUCAUCCCCGAUAUGACAUUGUUUUUUAUUCUCUCUAAUUUAAAAUUCUAAAUAUUUUCUUAGUUCAAAUCAGUUGAAUAAUCGAUUUGCAUUUAUUGCACACUAUAUAUAUAUAUAUAUAUAUAUAUAUAUAUAUAUAUAUAUAUAUAUAUAUAUAUAUAUAGGUGUGUGUGUGUUUUUUAAUGUUAUUCUUUCAUAAUUUAAGUCAGUUAUUUUUGUUUUUUUAAAUACACUACACACCAUAUACAACAUUAAUACUACAUUGUCCUUUUUCAUGCCAUUAAUGCAUUUUAUUCUGUAUAUUUGUGUGUUUAUCCACCUUGUUUUUAUUUAUUUUUCUGGUUUAAUUCAGUUUAAUCCAUUUGUAUUCAUUUAUUUUAUUAUUUUAUUUUUGAAUAAAUUAUUAGAUUUUACACACCAUAUACCACAUUAAUAAAAAUUCAAAUUUACUUUCCAUUUUCCCCUAUGUCAUUAAUACGGUACAUUUUAUUUUCUCUAUUUGUGUGUGCUUAUCUACUUAAAUGUAUAAUUCUAAAUAAUGUUCAUUUUAGAUUUAAAUCAGUUGAUUGUCUUAAGUUGAACUGAUUUGCAUUUAUUGUACACUUUAUUAUUGCUUUUUUCAAUUAUAUGUUUUUGCUAUUUAAGUAAAUUAUAAAAAAAAUAAAAUAAUAAUAAUGAUAAUAAUAGGAUUUUUACACACCUUAUUCCACAUUAGUAAAUAUUUUGCCCUCAAGAUAAUAACUGGAAAGAUUGCUGCUUUUUAAAAAAUAAAAUAAUAUAAAUAUAUAAAAACAUAAAAACCAGCUGGUGAACCUUUAUCCCAAAUGAUUUCAUGAAAAUGCCACUGAAACCAGUUUAACUAUGCAUAUCGUCAAAUGAUUUUACUACACAGAGGCUUGGUAGACUGUCACUACAGAAAUCAAUCCAAUAUGGGGAACGUUUUCUAAAUCUACCGUUUUAGGAUAUUUUAAUGCAACACUAUCACUUUGUAUUACAAAACACUUUUACACUUAACACAGAGUCUAACUGCCUCAUCGUGGUUUGAAAAAAAACAACAAAACAUUUACUUACUUACUUUCAAUUUACCCUCAAUCAAAAGCGUCAAUGUUUACACUGCUGCAUGUUCCCCAAAGAAGGUCCAGAGAUCAUCUUGGGAGCCAUUGAUGUCCGAUGAACAGGAUGUUGCGACACUUAUUGUAUUCGUCCAUUUCAAUGCCUUCAAAUUAAUGACCUUUUCUCAGUAGCAACCCAACACCAUUCAGUCUGUUCAUCAAUUCUUUGUCAUUUGUGAAGUUAGUGACAUCAAUUCCCUUUUUUUAGGCAGGAAAGUCAUUGUGCAUAUAAUGUCUGAUCACUAGCUUGGAUCUACUGAAGUAGCGCAGAGGGGAUUUGCUCUGUGAGUUUAUCUAGAAAAGCACACAAUGGAAGUUCAAGCUUUAGUGAAACUGAUUGACUUGACUGACACAAUGUAAGGUCGAAUUGAUCAUUUAACGCGAGAAAAUCGGGGACUCAAGGUUCUUGCACACUAAGUAAGACAUUUUUUAUGUGCGUUUUUUAGUUUAUUCAUGUUAUCCUUUCCCAUCAAAAUGCACGGAUGCAGAAAAUCAAUUUUGAUGGAUGAAAGUCUCAGAGGCAGUGUUUAAAUGUGAUUGAUACAAAAUGAGGUGGUGUUUAUUUUUUUAUAUGCGAAAGUUUCAAACUCAAGGUUCUUGCAGGCUGAGGGGCCGUUUACAUGACAUCAUAUACACAAAGCAAAUGCUAAGUGCACAUCAGUACAGACGACUGGCCUGGCGUACGUAAUACAGCGCUUUUACCCGUAAAAGUGAAUCGUUUUUGUGUACAAGUGAAACUUUUUAAAAACACAAGAGAAAAACUGUUUUGUUUUUGACUACAUUGUUGUCAUGUAAACGCAGCCUUGGUACGAAUUUUCAUGUACGAUUUUUAACGUGCAAAAACAAAUAUGGACAAAUAUUUCAGACUGUGUGCAAUGACCUUUACCUUUUUAAAAGGUAUAAAUAUGUACCGUUGAAGGUACCAAUGGGCACCCUUUAGGAGUAGAUAAGGUAGCCAGGUGUACAAAAGUUGCUGCCAUAUCAAAUUUGUAGCUUUUUGGGGAUUUUGUUGAUUGCAAUUUGAACAUCAGAUUUAAUUUGGACGUAUAAAUGUUUCUCCUCAACACAGUCCAAACGUAUUAUACCUGCACUAUAUGCAACAAUGUUCACUGUACUUAAAGUGGCUCAUAGAAACUGAAACCAAGAGGAAGCGUAAAAUUGCUCAUGCAAAACCGAACAGCAUUGUGGUAAAUUCAAAAACCAAAAACACAACAACAACAAAAAAACGAACUGCUGAAUGAAAUGCUGUCCGUUCAUACAGAAUGCACGUCCUCGACUUAAAAACAAAAAUGACAUGGCACACGAAACAAGGUCUUGCAGCAAGCUGAAUUUCUUUUAAUUUAACACCAUUUUUGAAAAAUGUCCAAAAAUGGUUAAAUGUCUCCAUCUUACCAGAGCAUGUUUACAUACAAAAAAAAACCCCAACUACAAAGCAUUGGAACUGAGAGUACACUGGUAUGAUGUUCUGUUUUCUAGCAUGGACCUACAAAUGUUUACAGUCUGCUGUUUUUAAGCAAUUCUCAUUUCUCUGAAACAUUAAGGGAGCACUUUACUGCAACGUCACAGGCCUGCUUUAAAUAAGCAUCUGUCUGUUUCCCUUUCUUAAGACGAUGUUGUAAGAAAAUGGAUUUAUUUUGGUUCCUGCCUGGAAUGUACGAUAAGCCAUUAAAUACAGUGUUCAGGAAAAAAAAAAUAACCAGCGUUCGUGAGCAUCGAAUCGCUUCAUAAUACAAUGCAGAGGAUGUAUGUAUACCUGUACUACAGGAAGCGUGCGACCUGUAACACAUACACUGAGUGCUGUUCACAUGUAAAAUACUGUAGAGACUGUUUUCAUUGGAAUACUUGUGCAUGUAUGGCCUGAAAUUUAGUGGACUGAUUGGGAUUGUUUUCUCUUGCUAUUUCUGUAGUUAUGUUGGGAUGUUUAUAUAUAUAUAUAUAUAUAUAUAUAUAUAUAUAUAUAUAUAUAUAUAUAUAUAUAUAUAUAUAUAUAUAUAUAGUAUAUUAAAAUAUAUUUUAAUAAUCAUAAAUUAUUUUCACCUAAGGCAUUGACAGCCAACCAGCAUAUCAUGACCAUUAUUAAUAAUAAAAAAAAAAACAACUUGUAAUAUACAUAUAAAUCACAAAAAUUCAUGUUCUUUACAUAUUUAUUUUCGAUGCAACCAACAAUAAACCAUUUUUUCGCAUACUAUUGUUAUUAUUAUCAUUUGUUUUGCAUGUUUGCUCCCAAAAAAAUUCUAUUGUACAUGAUCUUUGUCAUACGGUGGGUUGUGAAAUGCUUUGUAUUGAAAUGCCUUAACUAAAUACGAAUAAAAAAGGAAGUCUUUUGCAA
This is a messenger RNA of Puntigrus tetrazona (Sumatra barb), 6597 nucleotides long. It is a transcript of the gene cpne5b, whose product is annotated as copine Vb. The coding region runs from base 331 to 2055 and encodes 574 amino acids. Gene Ontology annotation, molecular function: calcium-dependent phospholipid binding. The record is from RefSeq and is a predicted model, not a curated record. The transcript has 21 exons. Gene Ontology annotation, biological process: cellular response to calcium ion. NCBI's taxonomy places the organism in Eukaryota, Metazoa, Chordata, Actinopteri, Cypriniformes, Cyprinidae. Gene Ontology annotation, cellular component: plasma membrane.